CGGAAACCAUUGCUUUCCCCUUCACACCAACUGCCACCCAUUCUCUACAACGUUGGACCCUGAGACUGCCAUCAUGUUCACCGCUCCACCGGGCUACCAGCCUAUCUACAACCCUGACAUCCCUUACACUGGGCCCAUCAAUGGCGGUCUGAGGGCAGGGAUGUCUCUGUACAUCCAGGGAGGCGUCCCUCAUGACAUCAACAGAUUUGAAAUAGACUUGCAGUGCGGCGACUAUGAGGGAUGUGACAUAGCGCUUCACUUCAACCCCCGAUUUGACGGCUGGGACAAGGUGGUCUUCAACACGUUUCAGAAUGGCGAGUGGGAGGAGCAGGAGAAGAUCCACGACAUGCCCUUCUCUAAAGGAGAGGCCUUUGAAAUGGUCAUCAUGGUAAACGAUGAAGGCUACCAGAUCACUGUUAACGGGAAUCAGUUCUACAUGUACAAACACCGCAUGCCAUUCGACAGAGUCCGCGCUCUUCGCAUAGCUGGUGAUGUUGGAAUUCAGACCAUCAACGUUAUUGGGGGUAUGCAAGGAGGAAUGGGAGGAGGUGGAUAUCCAGGCGGCAUGGGAGGAGGAAACAUGGGCCAGAUGGGAGGAGGAUAUCCUGGUGGCAUGGGAGGCGGAUACCCUGGAGGCGGCUCUGGCGGAUAUCCUGGUGGCGGCUCUGGUGGCUAUCCUGGUGGCGGCUCUAGUGGAAAUCCUGGAGAGGGGUCAGGUGGCUAUCCAGGAGCAGGCGGAGGUGGAAUUUACGCUGGAGGAAAUCUUCCGGUUAUGGGUUUGCAACCCAUCUUCAACCCGCCAAUUCCGUACUCUGAUAUGAUCCCCGGAGCCAUGUCACCUAAGAGGACUAUCAUCAUCAGAGGAAUGGUACCCUAUGGCGCAAACCAGUUUAGUAUCAAUUUUAUGGUGGGGUUUUCGCGGGACAUCGCCUUUCACAUGAAUCCCAGAGUUCGAGACGGGGACAUUGUUCGCAACUGCUGCAUUGCCGGCGACUGGGGAUCCGAGGAGCGAGAGUUCAAUUUCAACCCCUUUCAGGAGGGCCAAUACUUUGAGAUCUCCAUUCGCUGUGGCAACCAGAGGUUCAAGGUGUUUGUCAAUGGGCAGCAUUUGUUUAACUUCAACCAUCGCUUCCAGCCCUUUACACAAAUCGACAUGCUGGAGAUAGAGGGGGACGUGCAGCUGUCGUACAUACACUUCUAAGUGGAUUGGCCGCCUGUGUAUUUGCAAUCAGCUACAAGCUCACAUGAUGUACCAAGAUUAAAUGUUCUUCUUUUGGAUUGAAUUAAAACUACUGAAAUUCAAACCACUCAAAUCCAUGUAUUCAUACGUUCAUACGUAAGUGGAGAACUCUGUCUCUCAGUCAUAAUUGUAAGUGGAUCAUAUCCAAUAAACUUUGUUAGA
Molecule: messenger RNA, 1402 nt
Organism: Engraulis encrasicolus (European anchovy)
Lineage: Eukaryota; Metazoa; Chordata; Actinopteri; Clupeiformes; Engraulidae
Product: galectin-6-like
Exons: 17
Coding region: 74-1201 (375 amino acids)
Molecular function (GO): carbohydrate binding
Source: RefSeq, a predicted model, not a curated record